UGUUCGCUUUUUGACACCAGCUGACAGCUAGUGGUCGAUACCAUUUUAUUUUACAGUGGUCGUAAUUCUGAUAAAUAAACCAAUAAAAUGGCCUGCAAAAUCUGUGGUCCUAAGCUGUCGCUAUGCGGGCUUGUACUGAGCGUCUGGGGAAUCAUACAAUUGACUUUGAUGGGCGUCUUCUAUUAUAUCAGAGCAGUGGCUUUGUUAGAAGAUCUCCCUCUUGAAGAGCACCACCACUCUAUGGAAAGUUUCAUCACCAACGUUGAGACUGGAUACACUCAGAAUGCCUACAACUGUUGGAUCGCUGCUCUGCUAUAUGUCAUCACACUUGUUGUAUCCGGACAUCAAUUCUGGAUGAACAACCGUUCUUCAGUUAGUAUGUAAAAGUUGGUACAAAAGUGGUAUUGUCAUCUAUGCUACUAGCGCGGGGGUAUAAGUUGUUAUGUUACUGUUGAAUAACUCCAUUCCAUUAAUAAUUUAUUUAUAUUAGCUCUUUGAGUCAGUUUCCAAAAUGUUUAUCGAGUCCUCUUCUAUUUGUAACAUUGCACUAUUUGAAGAGGGCUUCACCCUAGCUUACUGGCCAUGAUUGGGAAUCUGUGGUCAAAAGGUUCUUACCAGCCAAUUACUCAAUGUCACAUUUGACCACAGAUAAAAUAGAUAUCAUCCAUGUGUUAAAGUUAGAACUAUAGACAUAAGUUAACAACACAUGAAGGUUGUCAUAAAUUAGCAUUUAAUGAAAAAAAAUUGUUUACAUCCAAAGUAAUUUAUCAAUGUUCUUAAAACAUGACUCCAUGUAUAAAUAAAUUAAUUCUAUUUAAAGUAUUUAAAAGAAAACCACAUAGUAUGAUCAAUGCUUUACCUUCCAUGUCUGUUGUCCUGUAUAAAACUAUUAAGAUUUACCCUAUUGUUAAUAGAUGCUUUGGAAGUCUCGACAAUGACAACAACAGACGCAGGACACUAAGUCGAAAGUUGGGUGAAUAGGUUUUCAACUUUAUAACAAAAUCAUAAGGUUGAAAAUUUAUUAUAACACCUUGACCACUGAAUUUGUCGUUAUCAAUGUCGAGACUACCCUGCAUUGCUUAUAAUGUGAAUGGUUAAUAAUUAUUUAAGUAUCAAGUGGUUCCAACAUAAAAUCAAUGUAUCAAAUUGAGUAACAGAAAUUAUUGUGCAUAAGUAUUACAAAUGAAUGAAUGCUAUAAAUUGUACAUAAUAUAUUCUAUUAUUGUAGGUACUACAUUGCUUAGUUUUUCUUGAAGUAAAGGUAUUGAUGUUGAA
This is a messenger RNA of Spodoptera litura, 1275 nucleotides long. RefSeq names its product ribonuclease kappa. Gene Ontology annotation, biological process: nucleic acid metabolic process. The record is from RefSeq and is a predicted model, not a curated record. NCBI's taxonomy places the organism in Eukaryota, Metazoa, Arthropoda, Insecta, Lepidoptera, Noctuidae. Gene Ontology annotation, molecular function: RNA endonuclease activity.